Messenger RNA from Acanthaster planci (crown-of-thorns starfish), 2268 nucleotides. RefSeq names its product histamine N-methyltransferase-like. The record is from RefSeq and is a predicted model, not a curated record. Lineage: Eukaryota; Metazoa; Echinodermata; Asteroidea; Valvatida; Acanthasteridae.
UUGCCACACGACGUUCAGCAAUGUCGAAUUAUAAUGCAAUACCUGCAUGCACACAUUUCUGCCAUUAGCCAGUUGCGUUAUGUAAAACCACUGUCGAUAGAAUCUGUAAAGAAACAACAACUCUAAAGGAAAUUCUCCAUCACUGCGAGAUAAAUACGUACUUUCAAGAAUUUAUACAAUCAUCUGGGAUGUGUCCUGGUGUGCCUGAAAAGUCGCUAUCUUCCUAUGUCGAGGGGUCACCGUCCAUUCAAUCUUAGCAAGGAUAGAAAUGGAACAUUAUCUGCCGAGUUUGUUUCAUGGUGACGCCAAGUACUACUUGCAGUCAUUGCACGCAUUCCGUGCUGCGUGCAUUAAAUACCCUGAGUAUGACCAAUGGGAAGAGACCAUCUUCCAGCAGACCGUGGUCUCAAAAUUAAAGAGUGCGCUUGACGAGCAGGGAGAGCUUCGCGUGAUGGGAGUUGGUAGUGGAUCCGGUGAGAGAGAAUGCAAGAUGUUGAUCAAACUUUUACAACACUUCCCGCGCAUCAACAUCCGUGCAGUUGAGCCCCUUCAGGAGCAGCUCGUCAAAUACCAGGCAUUGACGAAAUCCAAGACUUCUGAUUUACGAGGUGUGAAUUUCGAAUGGCGACAGCAGACGAUCGAGGAAUACGAGAAGGUGGAAGAGCCUACUAAGUUUCACUUCAUUGUUGCAGUUCAUUCUGUGUACUACUUUGACAACUUGGAAGACUCACUGAUGUAUCUGCACAGCAUACUGGAACCUGGUGGGGUUAUAUUCAUUGAUAUGAAGUCAGACGAUAGUGGACUCGUCCGGUACUGGAAUCACUUUGCGCCUUAUUUCCACAGCAAGUACAAUUUCAUCACUUCAGCCGAUGUUCGCAGCAUCCUAGACCGCCACGGUAUACCGUACUCGCAGCACCACGAGUGGUCUCGUGUGAACAUCACCAGCUGCUUCGAUGAUGCCUCAGAGGAAGGUAGCAUGGUCUUGGAUUUCCUAAACCACGUGACAAGGUUCAAGGAGUCGGCGGCCAAGGAUUUGAAGCAGCAGGUGCUGGAGUACCUGGCGAGCAGCGCAUGCUCUGAGAAAAGUGGAGAUGAGAUCCUGCUGAUUAACGACUGCGAUACGAUAAUUAUAAGCAAACCACUGAAAUAAUGGAGUGCUGUCGUGAAAUUUUGAACAUAUCAAAUGCAGUUCAACUGGAAGUUAGGGAUACAUCUCUAAUAAGUUAUCUCAAAUGUGGCAUCAUAUAUACAUGUAGUACGUGUAAUCCAGAGUUUUAAUUCCUGUACAGAGUUCUUCCAAAUAAUUGCAUAAUUCAAAGACAACGUUGGUCAUAGGAUGUCUCAGGUGAGACAAAUUACAGCAAGGAUGUUUUCUUUCUGUUCCACAUCUGUUACCCAGAUUGGAAUUGCAGUUGGGUCUGCUCAGUGAUAUUAACAAAGUAAUUCAUAAUAUUAAUAGACUAUGUGAUGGCAGUUAGACUGACGUUUAGGAAUUGGUUAUACGUCAUGCUUCUUUUUCAACUCGUUUACAAAGUGAAAAUAAGACCGUGUUUAAUGCAGUCCUCCUGUGAUGCAAAUGACAUGCGCGCACCUGCACAAUCAAUACAGAACAACAGACACCUCGAUAUUAUGCAGGUUCCAAAAAGACUAUUAUAUUAGCAGGCUCCAAAAAGACUAUUAUAUUAGCAGGCUCCAAAAAGACUAUUAUAUUAGCAGGCUCCAAAAAGACUAUUAUAUUAGCAGGCUCCAAAAAGACUGUUAUAUUAGCCAUGUUUGAUUUGAUAUUUCACUCUUUAUUCAAACAUCGUCAAGCAGACAAUUUACCGUAAAUAGAAUCAUUCAGUGGUUAUUUAAAUCGAAAAUAGGAAUAAAGCUCACUAUGUUUGAGGAGGAAAUUGUACUAUCAUUCUGAGGAAUUCGUGUUAAAAUUGAAAAUAAUUCAGGAAUCUUUCGUAGUGCACUCAAAACGUUUACCAUUGUAUCAAUGAUAUUAUCACCCACUGCUGUCACAAGCAACAGAAUGGUUCCGAUACCAGCAGAGAGCGCAGGUACCAGAGAGCCAAACAACCCUCAUCGUGAUAAGAAAAGCCACCAAAUACUAGAACUUUCAAAUGGCAGUAUAUUCCUCUCCUGAAUGGAAAAGGAAUCAAAUUUGCUCAUUUGAAUAUUUAUAGUCAAAUAAGCAAAACUGAUGAAUUCCGAAUCUUGGUAAAAAAAACAAGCCACUUGAUGUCAUCUCUCUGAAUAAAACAUUCUGUGACUCCUCAG